This is a messenger RNA of Salvelinus namaycush (lake trout), 3030 nucleotides long. Its product is annotated as ras-related protein Rab-2A-like. Lineage: Eukaryota; Metazoa; Chordata; Actinopteri; Salmoniformes; Salmonidae. The coding region runs from base 158 to 796 and encodes 212 amino acids. Gene Ontology annotation, cellular component: Golgi apparatus. The record is from RefSeq and is a predicted model, not a curated record. Gene Ontology annotation, molecular function: GTPase activity; GTP binding. The transcript has 8 exons.
GCUUGGAGGUGUUUAUUGUUCCUUCCCUUCGAAGAGAGAAAGGAGGCUAGAAAGGCGAAGCUUUAACGAUUACCGAGACGUUUACAUAGACCAUUUUCAUACGGUUUCAAUUACACAAAACAACGGCAGAGGAAGGUUGACACAGGACCCAGUGGCCAUGGCAUAUGCAUACCUUUUCAAAUACAUCAUUAUCGGAGACACAGGUGUGGGGAAAUCAUGCCUAUUAUUACAGUUCACAGACAAGCGGUUUCAGCCGGUGCACGACCUCACUAUCGGUGUGGAGUUUGGGGCGCGGAUGAUCACCAUAGAUGGUAAACAGAUCAAGCUGCAGAUCUGGGACACGGCCGGCCAAGAGUCCUUCCGCUCCAUCACCCGGUCUUACUACAGAGGGGCAGCUGGCGCCCUGCUCGUGUAUGACAUCACAAGAAGGGACACCUUCAACCACUUGACAACCUGGUUAGAGGACGCUCGCCAACAUUCCAACUCCAACAUGGUCAUCAUGCUCAUUGGGAACAAGAGUGACCUGGAGUCCAGGAGAGAGGUGAAGAAGGAGGAGGGAGAGGCCUUCGCCAGAGAGCACGGCCUUAUCUUCAUGGAGACCUCCGCCAAGACCGCAUCCAACGUAGAAGAGGCAUUCAUCAACACAGCGAAGGAGAUCUACGAGAAGAUCCAGGAGGGUGUCUUCGACAUCAACAAUGAGGCUAACGGCAUUAAGAUUGGGCCCCAGCACGCUGCCAACAACUCCACACUCUCCGGUAGCCAGGGGGGCCAACAGGCUGGCGGGGGAUGCUGCUGAACACCCUGCCCCUCUGUCUCAUAACCCCUCCCCCAACCACCCAUCCUGCCCCUCGCGUUUCUUCUGGACUGGUCGGGCUCACUAACAUUUUCUUAACCCCUCCCUACACACAGCCUUGCCACAGGAGAGUCUAAUUGUAUACUCCAUGACUGUCAGUCAAAAUAUACCAAGCAAAACACGUUAAAGUACCCCCGGUCCUGGGGAAAAAAUGCUUGUCCUGCAUCAGAGCAUUGGAGCCUGUCUGGGUUGUAGAAUGGUAGGGUUUACUGUUACUAUUGUGGCAAAACAGGCAGGAUGCUUUAGGAUAGGGUCUCAUAUCUAUCUGUACAUCAAACAGGCAGGAUGCUUUAGGAUAGGGUCUCAUAUCUAUCUUUACAUCAAACAGGCAGGAUGCUUUAGGAUAGGGACUCCUAUAUAUCUGUACAUCAAACAGGCAGGAUGCUUUAGGAUAGGGUCUCAUAUCUAUCUGUACAUCAAACAGGCAGGAUGCUUUAGGAUAGGGUCUCCUAUAUAUCUGUACAUCAAACAGGCAGGAUGCUUUAGGAUAGGGUCUCCUAUAUAUCUGUACAUCAAACAGGCAGGAUGCUUUAGGAUAUGGUCUCAUCUAUCUGUACAUCAAACAGGCAGGAUGCUUUAGGAUAGGGUCUCCUAUAUAUCUGUACAUCUGUGAGCCAGUUGUGGAUCAUGUCUUUCUUUUUGUGAUGUUUUGACUUAAAGCUGAAUUGUAUCGAACACUACAAGCUUGGUCAUCAAUUAGUAUUUUAAUUGGUUUCAUGUGGGAGAAAGAAAGCUUUGGGAACGUGUGGUGAACACAGAAGUUUGAAAUAAAAGAGAAAAAGAAACGUAGAGUUGUGUCGAGCAGCGGCCAUGUCUGAAGUGAAGAAGCUAAAAGGAGAAAAAACAGGGCUGUUUUAAUUCUGUAUUUAUCACUCACAUUCUGUAUAUAUAUAUAGUAAUCCUUUCUUGCUUUGGUGUAUGUUGACCGAGCUAGAAUUCUUAAUUUCCUGGAAAAAUCUAUACUGUACGAAUAGAGCUUGAAACUGCAACAGUAUUGCUAAAAAACCUACUUUAACACCAUUUUAAGAUUUUACUUUUAGUUUGUCCUGCCAUCUGCCAUCCCCCUCCCCUCGCUAUCUCUCUGUGCCCUAGAUCUGCUAUGACUGUGUAUAGAAACUUUGGCUCAAUAUUCUGCAUCUUAUCUAUUUUAAUGCCAAAAUGUUGUGUUUACCUGUGUUCAAUAACCACAAACCCCAGAAUUUGAUCACUUCUACUCUGGAAAGGGAUCUCAGCUGUUUGCCUUAACGAAAAGAUUGGGACAGCAGAAAAACAAUAGAAAAAUAUAAUCGGGUUGCGAAGGAAUCAUUCCACUAACUACAUAUGCAUAGUCUUAUACAUGCACAGCACAUACACAGCAAUGUUUUUUACAUUCAAACACGCGUUGCAUACAUUCAGACAUGCAUACUCUAAAUCACUGGUUCUCAAUCCUGGUCCUGUGGACCCAAAGGGGUGCACAUUUUUAUUUUUGCACUACACACCUGACUCUAAUCAUCGAAGCCUGAUGAUGAGUUGAUCAUUUGACUCAGGUGUGCAGUGCUAUGGCAAAAACAAAACUGUACACUCCUUUGGAUCACCAGGACCAGGAUUGAGAACCCCUGCUCUAAAUGUGUGUGUAUGUAUACACGUAUAUUAAGAAAGUACAUGUCUUCCUAAAUGCAUAUAUGUGUACCUACAUGCGCACACACGAUUGUCUAUUUAUACAUAAAAGUCUGCAUAUCUGCAUGCAUACGUAGAUGCAUACAUAUUUUCUCUUCAGGAUUUUGUUUUCCAAGCAGUCCGCUGUGGAGCAUCAGUGCAGAGCAGCGUUUUCCUGUAGGUGUGUGAGUGGCUGUGUAAAGCCUUGCUUUCUUUGGCAGUGCGUUCUGUUAGUAGAUAUUAUGGUGAACAUCGCGUCAGUUGUAAGAGCGGCGCGGGAAAAGCCGAACCUGGAGUGUCUGUGACCCCCCCUUGACGUUUGCUGUGUUAGCAUUUUUUUAUUUUUAAGAAAAACCAUCACAAAUAAUACAAAAUUAUAAACUGAAAUAUAAAUUUGUGGAAGAAAUGUGCAAUGUUUAAACUUACAUUUUGUAAUUUCCUUUUUAGAGUUAAUGUUUUGCAUUUUGCAUCUCCCUAUAGUACUUUUCUGAGUGUCUGUGUUGGUAUAUGAAUGAAACAAUUAUAUAUGGAUCCAUACUGUA